Messenger RNA from Penicillium bovifimosum, 1764 nucleotides. RefSeq names its product WD40 repeat domain-containing protein. Gene Ontology annotation, biological process: regulation of DNA double-strand break processing. The transcript has a single exon. The coding region runs from base 1 to 1764 and encodes 587 amino acids. NCBI's taxonomy places the organism in Eukaryota, Fungi, Ascomycota, Eurotiomycetes, Eurotiales, Aspergillaceae. Gene Ontology annotation, molecular function: protein binding. Gene Ontology annotation, cellular component: nucleus; site of double-strand break. The record is from RefSeq and is a predicted model, not a curated record.
AUGGAUGAUUUCGACGAGGAAGCGUUCAACAAGUUCUUUCCCUCAAGCUUCGGCAAACAGUCAAAGUCCGUCGAUGUUGACUCGCAAAUAAGCCGUUCCAAGCGGGUCGAUGUUGCGACGCCGAAGCCUGUGGCCAAUGAUCCAAGCACUCGCAAAAUAGCCCCUAGCGCACAGGCAGCAGGGAGUGCCGACGGAGAAAAGGACAGAGAUAGUGAUAGCGACGAUGAUUCAGAUGACUCGGAUGACGAUGAGGACGAGUUUCCCGUAUCGCAUGAGCUCGUUCUCAAAACCCAUGAGCGUGCCGUGACCACCAUGACCGUGGAUCCUUCGGGGGCGCGACUAAUCACAGGAUCAGCCGAUUGCACGCUGAAAAUUCAUGACUUUGCCUCGAUGACCCCGUCCACACUCCGCGCCUUCAAAUCAGUCGAUCCUUCAGCCAAGAAAACGUCCGCGGCGCAGGACACUCACGCUGUGCACCAAGUCACGUUCAAUCCGCUCGCUCCGAGUUAUGUCCUAGCUAUCACUGCCACUCCGCAGCCGCGAAUCCUCGAUCGUGAUGGUGAAGUACUCACGGAGUUUGUCAAAGGAGAUAUGUAUCUGCGGGACUUGCACAAUACAAAAGGACAUGUAUCUGAGGUUACGUGUGGUGCCUGGAGCCCGUCUGAUUUAAACCUAUGUGCCACGGCUGGAACUGAUGGCACAGUGCGCAUUUGGGAUGCCAAUAUAGGUCGCUCUCAGAGGGAGGUGAUCGUACACAAGUCGAAGGCAGCUGGCUCCGCGGGUCGGACGAAGAUGACUGCCGUCGCAUGGGGGUCCCCGAAACAAGGUGGGGCCAACGUCUUAGUGGCCGCAGGUCUCGAUGGCAGUCUCGUUAUGUGGAGUGGGAAUGGCCCAUAUACACGACCCAGCGCAGAAAUUCGGGAGGCACAUGUCCGGGAUACAUGGACAAGCGGAUUGGACAUCAGUUCCGAUGGAAGGCUUGUCAUCACGAGAGGUGGCGAUGAUACGAUCAAGCUUUGGGAUACCAGAAAGUUCAAGACCCCAGUGACCACUGUCACCCAUGCCUCGACAUCCUCCCGCUAUCCGACAUCCAACAUCCAAUUUUCUCCUUCGUCUGCAAAUGUCAUCACAGGCUCUGAAACCGGCCACCUGCAUAUCCUCAAUCCUGCUACACUCAGGCCAGAGCUUGUCACUCCUGUGACACCAGGAUCACCUUUGAUUACUGUUUUAUGGCACGAGAAGCUUAAUCAAAUCCUCACGGGCUCCGCCAAUGCCGAAACCCACGUCCUAUACAACCCGACAAUGUCCACAAAGGGUGCAGCGACAGUGAUGUCCAAGGCACCGAAGCUCCGCCACGUCGAUGAUAUCCCCAUCGCGGCGGACAUGCCGCAGGCAAUGGCAGGCGAUUCGGUUGUUGUCGGCUCCAACGGAGUCCCACAUUACAGCUCAGCAACCAUGUCUGCGCGUCACCCUACUGUUGGCUUUACAGCCUCCGGUCGUUCUAGGGACCCUCGUCGCCCGUAUUUGCCCGAGCAGACUCAAUACUCCAAGGCUACGCCCGAUGAAAAACAUAUUCGCGAAUAUAUACCCCUCAGCUCUAUGCGAGACGAGGAUCCACGCGAAGCACUUCUAAAAUACGCCGAAAAAGCAGAGAAGGAGCCCAUCUUCACGAAAGCAUAUAAGGAAACACAACCCAAGCCCAUUUACGCGGAACUGAGUGAUGGCGAAGAGCAAGGACCGGAAAAGAAGAAAGCCAGGCGAUGA